Microsporum canis CBS 113480 is the source of this 1434-nucleotide messenger RNA. RefSeq lists its product as hypothetical. Gene Ontology annotation, molecular function: monooxygenase activity; heme binding; iron ion binding. The transcript has 8 exons. The record is from RefSeq and is a predicted model, not a curated record. Bases 1 to 1434 code for a protein of 477 amino acids. Lineage: Eukaryota; Fungi; Ascomycota; Eurotiomycetes; Onygenales; Arthrodermataceae.
AUGCUGCUUCUCGCCCUUAACCUAGAUGCCGCUUUGGCCAUCUUGCUAGGUAGCUCGAUCAUAGCUCUAUCUUCGUUUAUGAUAGCAAGCAACGAGCUCAAAUCCCGCAUCUUGUCACCGCUAUACCUCCCGAUCGCAGUUCUAAGACGACAGGCCAGAGCAUGGCUUUUUCUCGUGAAUGGUCCCAAUCUCAUUCAAGCUGGAUAUGAUAGAGCAAAAGGAGCCCCUUAUGAGGUCCUCGCGCCUGACGUUCGCUGCAUAGUCGUUUCAUCAGCCAACCAUAUCAAAGAGAUCGAUGCCGCUCCGGACAAUGUGCUCUCGCUUCAAGCAGCUGCAAAGCAGAUGCUUCAACCGAAAUACACUAUGAAUAAUUUCAACUGGUUUGACAAAAGGGGAGUUGAGGGCACCCCGCUGGUCCGGACCCUUCGUACCCUCCUUACCAACAAUGUACCGAAACUCAUUCCAGAUAUUCGAAUGGCCAUAUCUGGAAUGUUUGAUGAGUUGCAUGAUUCUCUCCCAGUUAUGAACGGGGUCAAGGCUGCCCCAUUAUAUCCAAUGGUUAAAGAAGCUGUCGCUUACUCCAAUGCAUUGGCAUUCUUUGGCCAGGAGCUAGCCCAAAACAAGGAGUUUAUGAAGGCAGCAGUUGACUUCAUAGAGAACACACUUCUGAUAGCCGAGAUAAUUCGUUUACUGCCAAGCUCUAUCGCUCCCUUGGGAGCCAUAAAUAACAUCUGGCUUGUUAGAACUGUCGGAAAGCUGCUGGCCAAGCAAUUCCGAUCCCAUGACAUCCUCCACAGCACCUUAAUACCAGUUACUGAGGAGCGACUUCAGGAGAGAGCGCAGAAACUACUAGGGCACAACACUCCUACUCAUAAAGAUUGCAUUCAGUGGGUCAUGGAAUGUUCGCCGAAGCAAAAACCAUGGUCUGCGGAGAGAAUUGUGCACGAGCUGAUGGCACUUUGGUUUGGAUCCGUCCACGUUGUUACCACGACCGUCUGUUUUGCAGUCCAUGACCUCUGUUUGCAUUCGGAGUAUAUUGAGCUGCUUCGGAAGGAGUUGGAGGGGCCCCAAUGGGAAGCCUUUGAGAAAACAGGCAAUGGACUCCCGUUUCUUGACAGUUUCCUCAAGGAAUCAAUGCGUACAACUCCCGUGGAAUCAAUAAGCACGCGUCGACAGGCAUUGCAACCUUUUGAACUGUCCGACGGAACCAGGAUUGAAGUUGGCGAGUGGUUCUGUACGCCACAGAGAGCCAUGAUGAGAGAUCCAGCAAAUUUCGAGAAGCCACUCGAAUUUCACGGCCUCCGCUUCGUACAACCAGAGCUACUCGCUGACCUCAACGGGUCUCCCUUUGGAAAAUUAGAGACCAAUAAGCCCACUCAGCUCACAGAUGUGGCUGAUUGGCAGGCCUGGGGCACUGGGCGCAUGGCGUGGUAA